UGACCACGUUUCAGCAGCACAACCUGAGUGUUCACUUCAUUUCUGAAGAUGGCUUCACUGUGGAUAAUUGCCAUAACUCUCUACAUGAUGUGGCCAGCUCGAUCGGUGGAUCUUUUCCAUCCACCAUUUCUCUCAGUGAAGUCUGGAGAUUGUAUUAGCCUUAAAUGCCAAUUUGGAUACAAUCAUAGGACUGAAAGUGUGAUUUGGUACAAACAAAGCACUGGAGAGAUGCCUCGAAAAAUCGGAGAAAAAAUAGUGUAUAAAGAGGUCAAAUUUUCCAAAGAGUUCCAGAAUUCAGGCUAUAAUAUGCAGACGACUGAUAAUGCCAUUUUUCUGACAAUUCCAAAUAUUAAAAAAGAUCAUGAAGGACUUUACUACUGUGCGAAAUCAUUUUCCAUGGAGAAUGUUACACUGUCUAAUGGAACGUUCUUGGCUGUGACAGAUGACAGAGAUGUAAAAGUAUCGGUGUGGCAGCACGGGAUGUCGGACUCGGUUCCUGCAGGAGCCUCAGUGACUCUGCAGUGCUCGGUUCUCUCUGAGAGCAGAGCAGCAGAACUCCAAGUGCUCUGGUUCAGAGCUGCUCCACCACAAUCCCAUCCUCAAAUCAUUUACACUCAUCACAACAGCAGCCAUCAGUGUGAGAGCGGCUCUUCUACACACACCUGUGUGUACAACUUCACCAAGAACAUCCUCAGCCUCAGUGAUACUGGAACUUACUACUGCGCUGUGGUCCUGUGUGGGAAGAUCAUAUUUGGGAAUGGAACACAAAUACAGCUGGAGAACUCUGGUUCUGCAACGUCUUAUAAUCCUGUAGUGGUCAGUUUGGCAACAGCAUUGGUAAUGUGCGGGAUUCUGACUUCUGUUCAAACUGUUUUACUCUGUAAAAGGAAAAACUGUCAACAAUGCAAAGAGAGAAGUUUGCAUGGUGCUGUGAUAAACACUGAGAAGACGAACACUCAGGAUCCUGAUGGCAUGGAGCUGAAUUACGCUGCAUUACAUUUUAAUGAAAGGAAAACUAAAAGAGUGAGAGGAAACCGAGGUCGAUCUCAAGAAAGUGUGUACUCAGAAGUGAAAACUUCCACCAUUACUCACUAAAAUAAUCUUCAACAUUAUGGUGCCUGAAAUUGUUUGUAUUUUUUAUCUGCUUUAUUGUUUUAGUUCAUAAGUCUGUAAACAAACAUUUAUUUGUUUGGUUUGGCUCCAUUUAUCUUAAUAUAAAGUUAAUAUAAAGAACUUUUUUCUCAUGACCUUUUAACCUAUACUGGAAGGUUUCUGUCCUGGUGGGCGUGGUGUCUUUCUGGGUAACUCCACCUCCAUCCAUAGGGCACAGAGGCUUAUUGAAUAACUUGAUGAGGAUGAAAGAGAUCUAAAAUCAUAUGUUAUGGCCUUCACACUCACCAUAUCUUAACCUAAAAUAGUGAUGUGUUAAUCAGCAUUCUCCAUCAUCAUCAUCAUCAUCAUCAUCGUAAGAUAAUCUAAGGAAAAUCUUUUAGAAGAACGGCACUUCUCGCUGUAGUCCAGAUCUCUUCUGGAGAUUUAUCAUGGCUUAACACCUUAGCAAUCUACGUUUAUUUACGUUUUUUUCAAUUUGUCAGCCAUUUGUAGGUUUGCUUACCUGUAUUCUGAAAUUCACUGAUCAGGCAUAACAUUCUGAGCCUUGACAAGUGAAGUGAAUAAGACUGAGUAUCUCCUCAUCAUGGCACCUGUUAGUGUGUGGGAUAUAUUAGGCAGCAAGUCAACAUUUUGUCCUCAAAGUUGAUGUGUUAGAAGCAGGAAAAAUGGACAAGCGUAAGGAUUUGAGUGAGUUUGACCAAAAGGGCCAGAUUGUGAUGGCUAGACCACUGGAUCAGAGCAUCUCCAAAACUGCAGCUCCUGUGAGGUGUUCUCGGUCUGCAGUGGUCAGUAUCUAUCAAAAGUUAGAGCAUCUCCAAAACUGCAGCUCUUGUGGGGUGUUCCUGGUCUGCAGUGGUCAGUGUCUAUCAAAAGUGGUCCAAGGAAGGAACAGUGGUGAACCGGCGACAGGAUCACUGGUGGCCAAGGCUCAUUCAUGCACGUAGGGAGCGAAGGCAGGCUCGUGUGAUCCGAUCCAACAGAUGAGCUACUGUUGCUCAAACUGCUGAAGAUGAUAAUGCUGGUUCUGAUAGAAAGGUGUCAGAAUAGACUGUGAAUCACAGUUUGCUGCAUAUAAAGCUGCAUAGCCAUCAGGGUGCCCAGGCUGACCCCUGUGCACCACCGAAAGGACUGGACCACAGAGCAAUGGAAGAAGGUGGCCUGGUCUGAAGAAUCGUGUUUUCUUUUACAUAACGUCAAUGGCCAGGUGCAUGCGUGUUGCUUAUCUGGUGAACACAUGGCACCAGGAUGCACUAUGGGAAGGAAGCAAGUCAGUGUAGGCAGUGUCAUGCUUUGGGCAAUGUUCUGCUGGGAAACCUUGGGUCCCGAUAUCCAUGUAGAUGUUAAUUUGACAUAUACCACCUACCUAAGCAUUGAUAUACACCAUGUACACUCUUUCAUGGAAACAGAAUUCCUGAUGGACGGGCCCUCUUUCAGCAUGAUAAUGGUUCAGGAAUGGUUUGAUGAGCACAACAAUGAGUUUGAGCUGUUGACUUGGCCUCCAAAUUCCCCAGAUCUCAAUCCAAUCCAGCAUCUGUGGGAUGUGCUGGACAAACAUGUCCGAUCCACAGAGGCCUCACCUCACAAUUUACAGGACUUAAAGGAUCUGCUGCUAACAUCUUGGUGCCAGAUACCACAGCACACCUUCAAGGAUCUCAGCAAAGGCUUCCAUCAGAUAAGAAACAAACAUACAAACAAAAACAGUAACAUUGUCUGUCUGGAAAACAGUAAGAUAUAUCACUUACUGAAAACAAACAGAUGAAUAAAC
Messenger RNA from Hemibagrus wyckioides, 2878 nucleotides. RefSeq lists its product as uncharacterized. The record is from RefSeq and is a predicted model, not a curated record. NCBI's taxonomy places the organism in Eukaryota, Metazoa, Chordata, Actinopteri, Siluriformes, Bagridae. The transcript is spliced from 6 exons. Bases 49 to 1095 code for a protein of 348 amino acids. Gene Ontology annotation, biological process: response to bacterium.